AUGUCAUUCCUGAACACUAAUAAAAUUGGUUAUCAUUAUUUUAAUGCAAAAAAUUCUUUCAUGUCUAAAGUAUCUGAAGAAAAAUUAAAAGAACUUAGAGAGUCAAUCCGGUCAACUAUUGAUUGGGGUGCUUACUCUAAGUGGAUUGCAGAAGGAGAGCCGUACGAGGAACACGAAGAAGUAUUAUUAUUUUUGAAUCAAAAGAAACAUGAAAGUGAAAUUGCUUACUCAAAACCAGAUGGAACCAGACGACAUAACCCUGACAGAGGAAGAGGAUAUUAUAAUGGAAGAACUUCUAACAGAGGUUCCAGAAAGACCGAUCAAAAGACCAGGAAAGCGAGCAAUCAUAUCACUCCAACCAAGGGAGCCAAAACCACCACCCGUAACAAUGGUCAACAUUGUAGUAAAGUCCCUAGAUCCAACGAAGUUUCCAAUCCAACAAAGAUACAUAACAAAAACGCUAAAUGA
Messenger RNA from Rhizophagus irregularis DAOM 181602=DAOM 197198, 468 nucleotides. The record is from RefSeq and is a predicted model, not a curated record. Lineage: Eukaryota; Fungi; Glomeromycota; Glomeromycetes; Glomerales; Glomeraceae.